This is a messenger RNA of Mycosarcoma maydis (corn smut), 1344 nucleotides long. RefSeq lists its product as uncharacterized. Bases 1 to 1344 code for a protein of 447 amino acids. Gene Ontology annotation, cellular component: nucleoplasm; cytosol. Gene Ontology annotation, molecular function: damaged DNA binding; ubiquitin binding; proteasome binding. NCBI's taxonomy places the organism in Eukaryota, Fungi, Basidiomycota, Ustilaginomycetes, Ustilaginales. The record is from RefSeq and is a predicted model, not a curated record. Gene Ontology annotation, biological process: nucleotide-excision repair; proteasome-mediated ubiquitin-dependent protein catabolic process. The transcript has a single exon.
AUGAAGAUCCUCAUCAAGUCGUUGGCCGGUGGCAAUUUCCACCUGGAUGCCGAGCUCACCGAUACCAUCGGCACGAUCAAGUCCAAAAUCCAAAACGAGCAGGGUCAUGCGCCCGAACUUCAGAAGAUCAUUUUCUCGGGAAAGAUCCUGACCGAUGACAAGACAGUAGCCGAUUGCAAAAUCAAGGAGAAGGAUUUCCUCGUCGUCAUGGUGUCCAAGCCCAAGGCGCCUAAACCUGCAACUGCUGGUGCGUCCACUUCGGUUGCUGCUCCUGAAAAGCCUACCGAAGCUGCACUGGCACCUGCGCCUGACGCUGCGCGUGCUGCGGCAGAGGCUCCAAAGGGACAAGAUGCUGCAGUUCCCACGUCGGAUUCCUCGAGCCCCGCCACCACCGCCACCGCCGCCGCCACUACUACUGCUGCUGCUGCUGCUGCUGCUGCUGAUGCACCGGCGAGCGCAGAGUCUGCCACGCCAUCUUCCGCGCAAACUCAGCAGCCGUCUGGCACUUCGGGCAGCUUUUUGACGGGUGGUGCGCUCGAGUCGGCCAUGCAGAGCAUGGUCGAGAUGGGGUUCGAGCGCGAUCAGGUGCAACGCGCCAUGCGAGCCGCUUUCAACAACCCAGAUCGUGCCGUCGAGUAUCUCAUGACGGGCAUUCCUGAACACCUUGUCAAUCCACCAGCGGCGGCGGCAGAAGCUGCAGCCCGGACGUCUUCGGAGGGACAACAGACGCCUGCGUCUGGUGCAACGCCUGGUACGCCUGCUGCGCCUGCACCUGCUGGUGCGGCGGGUGGUAGUCGCGUUGCAGCGACGCCAGCUACGCCAGCGACACCGACGCCUGCGGGCCGUGCAGGCAACCUGUUCGAGGCGGCUGCAGCUGCACAGGCGGGGCGAGGUGGAGGUGCUGCACGUGCUGGCACGGGCGACAGCAGUGGCAGUGGCGGUGGAGCCGGUGUGUUGGGAGAAGACGACGGAAGCGGCGAACAGGUGAUCGACCUCGGCAACCCGGCGAUGCUUGCGCAACUGCAGCAACUUGUCCAGCAGAAUCCAGCCGCACUGCAACCGCUCGUGCACGCCAUCGCCCAGUCGAAUCCGCAACUCGCCGAAGCCAUGAACCAUGACCCACAGGGCGUGCUCGCGCUGCUCGCAGGCGGGGCUGCAGCAGCCGACGAUAUCGACCUUCCUACACUUGCAGAGCUCGACGAGCCCGAUCGUGCUAGUGUGCAGCAGAUCGUCGCUAUGGGCAUCCCAGAGGCCAAGGCUAUCGAGUGUUACUUUAUGUGUGGCAAAAACGUCGAAAUGGCCGUACAGUACUACUUUGAGAACCCGCAGGAUUUCGACGAUUGA